UAUUUUAAUGUUUCUUUUUUACGACACAGAAAUAUUAUUUUUUAUGUUUUGGAGAAGGCCAACGUCAUCUCCACUCAAAAAUCAAAAUCAACCACAUAAAGCAGAAACCAACCAUGAACACAUACGCAAACACACAGAUUUUAUGCACCGGAUAUAAACACAAAACUGCUGUCUGAAAAUUGAUUGCAGCACUUUUCUUCGCCAGCAGAAUUUCCUUCCAAACUGUUGAGCGGCUGGUGGUGUCGCGAAGUUGAGGAAGGGUUGUUUCCAUAUAUAUAUGAUGGCGUGUGCACUGUCAGGCAAGUGCUGCAGCAUUUCUGCAUCAGCAAGUCUACUGUUCAAUAAGCCCCAGCCCAAAAAGAGGCAGAAUUUGCAAUAUGGUUUCAGAAUUAGGGCUUCUUCUGCUGAUGACGCUGAUGAAUGCAAUACUGAAGAAUGUGCCCCCGAUAAAGAGGUUGGGAAAGUGAGCAUGGAAUGGGUAGCUGUGGAGAAAACUAAAGUAGUUGGUACAUUUCCACCACGAAAAAGGGGUUGGACCGGAUAUGUAGAGAAGGACACAGCUGGGCAGACCAACAUAUAUUCUGUUGAGCCUGCAGUUUACAUAGCAGAAAGUGCAAUCAGUUCUGGAACAGCAGGUUCGUCGUCGGAUGGAGCGGAGAAUACAGCAGCUAUUGUUGGAGGCAUUGCCCUAGUCUCAAUUGCUGCUGCUUCAGCAGUUCUUCUCCAAGUAGGCAAGAAUCCACCAGUGGUGCAGCAGACUGUGGAAUACUCGGGCCCGUCUCUCAGCUACUACAUCAACAAGUUUACGCCUCCUCCAACUGUUGAAGUUUCCACGGCACCACCACCUGUGAGUGAAGAUGCCUCAACAACUUUGCAAACAGAAACCUCCAUUGAACAGGCCGACUCUCAGCCGCCUCCAUUAGCUUCUGACGUCUCUUAGGCUGCUUUUUUGUCCAAAUUCUACUUCCAUUUUUCCUCUAUACUGUAUGUUGUAAUGCUAAACAUCAUACACAUCCAUGUAUGAUCAUUUGCCAAUCAACAUAUGCUACUCAUUAUUCAUAUUGAAGAAA
This is a messenger RNA of Salvia miltiorrhiza (redroot sage), 1070 nucleotides long. Its product is annotated as protein MAINTENANCE OF PSII UNDER HIGH LIGHT 1. Gene Ontology annotation, biological process: regulation of protein complex stability. NCBI's taxonomy places the organism in Eukaryota, Viridiplantae, Streptophyta, Magnoliopsida, Lamiales, Lamiaceae. The coding region runs from base 278 to 940 and encodes 220 amino acids. The record is from RefSeq and is a predicted model, not a curated record. The transcript has 4 exons. Gene Ontology annotation, cellular component: chloroplast thylakoid membrane.